Molecule: messenger RNA, 2117 nt
Organism: Trichechus manatus latirostris (Florida manatee)
Lineage: Eukaryota; Metazoa; Chordata; Mammalia; Sirenia; Trichechidae
Gene: ENOPH1
Product: enolase-phosphatase 1
Exons: 4
Coding region: 571-1074 (167 amino acids)
Molecular function (GO): acireductone synthase activity; magnesium ion binding
Source: RefSeq, a predicted model, not a curated record
UUUUAUUGAGACAUUUGUUGUUCCCUCCUUAGUUCUAGUGCAGAGAGAAUGAUCAGAUUUAAUUGAAGUCCUGGUUUGUUGAAUCAACAAACUGUAUCAUUAUAUCAUUACAUGCUUUCUCUCCUCUCACAUAAACCAUGCCUCUAGGUUUUUGUUCUGUUGUACGUGGGGUUGCUAUGGGUCAGAGCUGACUCGACAGCACCUAACAACAACGACUAGAUUUAAAUUUCAGUGUUAGCCAUCUAGGAACAGUAAUGUAAAUUUGUUAAUUAUAAUCUAGUUUCUCUUAGGAAUCAUUGAUAUCAACUCCCAAUUAUGUGAUAUUUUAAUUUACAGCAGUGCUAGGUGCUAAUAGAUAGUUGAAGAAAGUUGGUCUGCUUGACUUUCAGGUCUCAUUUUACGUGAUCUUUUUUAAAAUAAGCAAAAAGCAAACUUUGUAUUAUUUAUGAUUUAAAGGCUGAAGAGGAUUCCCACCUGGAUGGGGCUGUUCCGAUCCCUGCAGCAUCUGGCAAUGGGGAGGAUGACCUCCAGCAGGCCAUCCAGGCUGUGGUUGAUAAUGUGUGCUGGCAGAUGUCUUUGGACCGAAAGACCACGGCGCUGAAACAACUGCAGGGCCACAUGUGGAAAGCGGCAUUCACAGCUGGGUGCAUGAAAGCAGAGUUCUUUGAAGAUGUAGUUCCAGCAGUCAGGAAAUGGAGAGAGGCUGGAAUGAAGGUGUAUAUCUAUUCUUCAGGAAGUGUAGAGGCACAGAAACUAUUAUUCGGGCAUUCUACAGAGGGCGAUAUUCUUGAGUCCCCUCUCUUUGUUCAGCUUUUUGACGGUCAUUUUGAUACCAAGAUUGGACACAAAGUGGAGAGUGAGAGUUAUCGAAAGAUUGCAGACAGCAUUGGGUGCUCAACCAACAACAUCCUAUUUCUGACAGAUGUUACUCUAGAGGCCAGUGCUGCUGAGGAAGCAGACGUGCACGUAGCUGUGGUGGUGAGACCCGGCAAUGCAGGACUAACUGAUGAUGAAAAGACUUACUACAGCCUCAUCACAUCUUUCAGCGAACUCUACCUGCCUGCCUUAACCUAGAGAAGGAGUCAAGGGAAGACCAAACUGUUCCUCAGAGUCGUCCCUGUAGUCUAGUUUUAUUCAAAUGGUAAAAGUAACUUACUUAAAAAAUACAUAUAUACACACACAUAUGUAUUAUGCAGGUGGAUAUAUGUAUAUGUUCAGAAUACCUUCUACAGGCAUACAAGUGGGAAAAGAAGAAUACUUAGUUCAGUGAAAUGGAAGCUUAUUUAAAAAUGUAUUAUAUAUAGAAAUUGUUUGAUGCCACAACCCUAACCCUUAUUGAGGGCAAAGUGUAGUUGAUAGUAGACAUUAAUAAAAUAUAGAUCAAACAUGUUAUGUUUAUCAGGUCAUGUACCAAAAUGGAAAGCUAGUUUUGGGAAGUUAUUCUGAAGCCUUGCUAUUUUAAAAACAAAGUAUUUCAAAGGCUUAUUCUUAAUAAUGAUUUGUUGCCCCCGUUUAAUUGUGUGUUAGAAGAUUAUAGCAGUUGCAUUUCACAAUAUUUGCCUCCCUGUGUACAAACGACAAAGAUGUUUGCUUCUGCUCCAGAAGAACAAAAUCGGGAAAGAAAACUUACUCAAGUCGUAAUUGAGUAUCUGUUAGUUAAGAAGAAACUUGUUGAUCAUCAUGGCAGCCACAGCAAGCAAUUGCCUUAGCAGUGAAAAAGGUGCACUGACAUAACAGCUAAAACACACAUGUGGUUCUUAGUAUUUAACAAAACAUUCCUAAUCCUGCCAGCUGUUGUCGUUAAAGAUUUUAUGGUUGCCUUUUUAACUACUUAGCACAGGUUUAGAAUAUUGCUAUUUACUAUUAAUAAAAAAACAAAAAUAGUUUUACUGAAAUCAGUACAUAAGAUCAAAAAGAGCCCUAAUAUGUAAUAUUUUCCUCUGUAAUUGAUGGAUGUGAGAAAUAUAAAUUUUAUAACAGCAUUAUUUAUCCUGAUUCAGUUCUAAUAAGAGCUCGUGUCUGUUUCAUGUUGUGAUUAAUAAAAACUUUUUUUUGUUACUUUUAUGUAGGUUGCUGAACUAUACCACAAACUGCCAUAAGAAAAAGAGAAACAAAUU